AUGCAAGGAGGAUUGCACGGCAAGACUACGAGCCAAAUUGAAGAGAAGGAACAGCAGAUUACUGCACGGGCGGAGGCUGUCCAGAGUUUGCGUACUCGGGAGAUUCGAUCAAUCAUGAAAGCGUAUGUUUGCGUCUUCGUCAAGAACCUGAAGAAAAUACAAAGCUACAACUGA
Molecule: messenger RNA, 174 nt
Organism: Phytophthora nicotianae INRA-310
Lineage: Eukaryota; Oomycota; Peronosporomycetes; Peronosporales; Peronosporaceae
Exons: 1
Coding region: 1-174 (57 amino acids)
Source: RefSeq, a predicted model, not a curated record